AUGGGACGAAUGGCAGAAGCGCAGCGAAGGCUGCUUGAGCAAAUGAUGGGUCCCGAAGCGAUGGGUAUCCAACCUAUAAACGUAGAUUGGUGGUCUGAGAAGGUCUGCAGGAACUUCUUAUUUGGAACUUGUCCUCAUAUCUUAUUCGGUAAUACGAAAAUGGAUCUCGGCCCAUGUCCCAAAAUCCACUCUGACCGAAUCCUCAAACAGUUCCAAGAACAUGCUCUAGCCCAACCUCAUGAUCCAAGAGUGGCGGCUUUCAGACAGGAACAUGAGAACAAGCUUUAUGGGUUCGUGGAUGAUAUCGACAGGAGGAUCAGAGCGAGUCAGAGGAAGUUGGAGAAAACCCCGGAAGAGAAUAGGAAAACUAUUGAUUUGAUGCGAGAAAUUGGUGAGAUCGAACUAUCCAUCCAAGGCGGUACGGAAGAGAUCGAAGCAUUGGGAGAAGCAGGCAAAGUAGAAGAAUCAAUGGAAAAAUUAUCAGCCGUCGACGCUUUGAAACAGUUGAAAGCGGAUAAAGAAAAAGAAUUACAACAUCUGAAUGAGAAUGCCGGUGCGAGUGGACAUCAGAAAUUGAGGGUUUGUGAGACGUGUGGUGCGAUGUUAUCGGUUUUGGAUUCGGAUAAGAGGCUGGCAGAUCAUUUCGGAGGUAAAUUACAUCUGGGUUAUCACGAAUUACGAAGACUCCUUGGUAUAUUCGCCGAAGCUCGUAUGACAGGUAGACCAUGGCCCGUCGUACCACCCAAGGAAACACCCGCAACUGGUCCCAAUCCCGAUCAACCAAUGGAGGAGAAUGGAGAUAGCUCUGCACCUGCACCACCACCUCCGUCUGAGAACCCCGCGAUACCACCCAGUGCACCUUCCGGACCUCGAUCUUCAGCACUUGCUCCUCCCUCACACCUUCAGGAUGAUACACCCCAUACGCCUGUACAUUCCAAGGUACCUCCAGCGGAUGAGAUUCCGGUGGUGGGUCACGGGGAUAAAGUGAAGAGGGAGGCGGGGGAGUUGGAAGAUGAUUUGAGGGAAAGGAGAGGUAGUAGAGAUGAUUCUUUGAGAGACAGGGAGAGGAGUCAUAGAGAUAGGGAUGAUAGGGAUCGAGAGAGAAGUAGCAGAUAUGAUGAUCGUGAACGAGAUAGAGAUAGGCACAGCGACCGACGGGAUCGUGAUAGGGAGAGAGAUAGGUAUAGGGAUCGUGAUGGAGAGAGCAGUCAUAGGGAUAGAGAUAGGGAGAGGAAAUACGAUAGAUCCAGAUCACCAUCGAAGAGGAGAGUUGUUUAG
Kwoniella botswanensis is the source of this 1278-nucleotide messenger RNA. RefSeq lists its product as uncharacterized. Bases 1 to 1278 code for a protein of 425 amino acids. Gene Ontology annotation, molecular function: mRNA binding. Gene Ontology annotation, biological process: mRNA splice site recognition. NCBI's taxonomy places the organism in Eukaryota, Fungi, Basidiomycota, Tremellomycetes, Tremellales, Cryptococcaceae. The record is from RefSeq and is a predicted model, not a curated record. Gene Ontology annotation, cellular component: U2-type prespliceosome; U1 snRNP. The transcript has 6 exons.